Molecule: messenger RNA, 2629 nt
Organism: Teleopsis dalmanni
Lineage: Eukaryota; Metazoa; Arthropoda; Insecta; Diptera; Diopsidae
Product: sestrin homolog
Biological process (GO): positive regulation of macroautophagy; negative regulation of TORC1 signaling; cellular response to leucine starvation
Cellular component (GO): nucleus
Molecular function (GO): oxidoreductase activity, acting on peroxide as acceptor; L-leucine binding
Source: RefSeq, a predicted model, not a curated record
AUCUAAAAACACCCACUGCUUUUGUUUAUUAAUUUGAAAUUUUUAAAUCACAAAAAACAACAAAACAACAUUGUUUGAAGCCGACUUAGUGCAAUAAGUCUAGUAAGCCUAGUAAUGUUCUAAGACUCUUUCACAGUACAUGCACUAAUAAUAACUCAUUAAAAAAGAAAAAAAAACUGAAAAUUGUAACAAAACAAAAAAAAAUAUAAUAACUAGAAAAUUGUGUAUCAUUUUGUUUUGUUUUGAGCUUGGCUUAGCUCAUAUAAGACUGCGACACAAAGUCGCAGUUAAAUACAAAAACAAGUAUCAACAGCGUUUGUAUUUCCAUUCUUAAUGUGUAUAACUACAGCUUCAUCAAUAACAAUAAUAAUAAUAACAACAACAACAACAACAAAUUAACGUUAACCAAACACUUCACACAGGCAAUUUAUUUUUGUUGGCUUCCCAUUUCUGUACCGACAAAACUCGAUUUGUAACGCUUAGAUGUUCUCAAUAGUUGAUCAAUUCGAAGAUAUGGGACAAAUUAAUCUAGAUCACUAUUUUUAAUGUUUACGUUUUAGAAAAAACAAAAAAAAAAAUCAAAGUCUUUUCUAAAUACAUAAUCGACAACAGUCUACCAUAUUAAUUUGAUAAAUAAAAGGCAAAAAUAAGAAGAGGUACAUUACGUGAAUACAACAUGGACGAUCUUGAAUUAGAUCAAGUCACACAGGUGAUAGGUUAUCAUCCAAAAUUUCUCGAUCAUUUUCUACGAACUCAAGAUUUUAUUAUGAACCGUGAUGGACCAUUGCCAUAUGAGUACAGAUACUAUUUGGCUAUAAUUGCGGCCGCACGUCACCAAUGCGUAUAUUUAGUCAAAAUGUAUGAAAAGGAGUUCCUUAACCAAGGAGGUCAACCUGAAUGGUUGAAUGGAUUGGAUUGUAUUCCAUCGAAAUUAUAUGCUAUCUACGAGAUAAAUAAAAUAUUAGCACAUAGACCAUGGCUGUUGCGCAAGGAGCUAAUAGAACGUUUGACAAAGGGUAAAAAUAGUUGGUCAUUGUCAGAGGUCGUUCAUGCUAUGGUGUUACUCUCACAUUUUCAUUCAUUAUCAUCCUUUGUAUUUUCUUGCGGCUUAACACAAAAGCUAGACGGCCUUUCUAGUCCCAAAUUGAAGUCAUCACCUGCUAUAUUGCCUUUUCCUACAUUAAACCAAAUACCAGAUAUGCAGCAACAACAUUUACAAAUGCAACAGUUACAAAUGCAACAGCAGCAACAACAAAAAGCUGUUUUAAGUGAAAUUACUUUGAAUAAUAAAAAUCUUGAUGAUCACAGCAGUUAUGAAAUUCACAAUAAUUCAGCGAGCGGAAAUAUUGUGAACGUAAUUGGUGUGUGCCUAAAAGCUACGACACCGCUACCACUUCAAUUCUCCUUGGCCCCUGUGCAAAGUGUUGUUGAGGCGAUAAUGGAGCGUAUGAAAGUGCUUUCCGAAAAACAGGACGAAUGUAGCGAAGCAGAAUUAAGUAAUCGUUUUAAGAACGUUGAAAUGCAGACUGCUGAACUACCAGCUGCUGCACCGGAAACUGCUGUCGAAGUGCCACAAAAUAUAUCCCAUUAUAUAAAAGAUCCGACAUUUACCUAUCAAGACUUUGCUCGAAGAGGUGCUGAAAAUAUUCCAAAUACUUUUCGUAUACAAGAUUACUCAUGGGACGAUCAUGGCUAUUCACUUGUAAAUGAUUUAUAUGGUGAUGUUGGCACACUUUUAGACCAAAAAUUUCGUGCCGCGUAUAAUUUAACAUACUUCACUAUGGCUGGCAUUAAAAAUGUAGACACAUCAAAAUUUCGGCGAGCCAUAUGGAAUUACAUACAGUGCAUAUUCGGAAUUCGACAUGAUGAUUACGACUAUGGCGAAGUGAAUCAACUUCUAGAUCGGCCUUUAAAAAUGUUUAUAAAAACAGCUUGUUGCUUUCCCGAAAGGAUAACUACAAAAGAUUAUGACAGUAUACUUGUGGAAUUGCAAGAUAGUGAAAAGGUGCACAUUAAUUUAAUGAUAAUGGAAGCCAGAAACCAAGCGGAAUUGUUAUAUGCCUCGCGUGAAAUUAUGCGCUAUAGGACAUGAUCUCAUUAAAAAUUAUUUAAUUUUAUAAAAAAAAGUUUUCGAAAAAUAGAUAUAUAAAUAAUAAAUAAUAUUUUUAUACUAAUCUGCGUUAGUUUUAUUUAAAUAAAGAAAUUGUUUAACCCAUAAAAACAUACUUUUCAGAUAUAAACUGUAAUAAUCACUCAUUUCUAAAUUUUAGUGGUUAUUCUUAGUUAAAUUUACCAAAUAUAUUUUAAAUAAUAAUAAUAAUUUACUCAUAUUUUGUAUUGCCAUUUAAUUUUUAAAAUUUGUAAAAUAAGGCGAGCAUAUUUUUAAGUUUGUUGGUUAUGUCGAAUUGAAAAUGAUUUAUUUCAAAAUUUCAUUCGUUUUACAUAUUUAAUUGAUUUUGAUACAAAUGAAAAUUGUUUUGUGAUUUUUUUAUUGUUCAGUUUUUUGUUAUUUGUUAGCUAAUAUUAUCUUGCUUCUCAUAUGCUUCCAUUAAAAAUGUUUAACAUUGUAUAAGAACUAAUUUUAUAUGUUUAUACGUAUAUUAUAUUUUAUGUAAAAAAAUUAUCUUUU